AACUGCCAUUUUGUUUCACAGUUCAACACGGGCGUCCUAGAAUAGCAGGUCAAGUUGACAAGCUAAGACGAUAACAUUUUAAUCUAUCAUAGCAGGCUAGGUUAGUUUGUACAGUACAUGUUAAAUAUCGUAAGUAUACAACACAAAACCGAAGAUUGUUAGAAAUUGGUCUACAGAUUGAAGAGUUUUAAAUUUGACAGUGGAGUUGGUCUUGUUUACCUUCCAACUACUGUCGAUUAGCUGCACCGCAUUUUGCUGGCUAGCAGAAAGCUAGCUAGCUAGAUUUCUUAAAUGGCGGCGAAUAGUACCACAACCCAAUCUGCUCCGGCUGCGACUUGGUCAUAUGCAACAAGUUCAGAAGGUCAGAUCCACGAAAAUCCGGAGUGGGAGAAGGCAAGGCAGGCACUGGCCUCCAUUAGCAAAACCCAGAGCGCGACCAAGGCUGCCCAGGCCAGCAGGGCCACAGCACAGGCUGGCCAGUUCCAACCCGCAGUAGCAGAUUCUACCGCCCACCAGCAGCAACAACAGCAGCAGUACUACAAUCAGUGGUACCAACAAAACCAGCCACAGCAAUAUGCUGGAUACACUUACCCAUACAACUAUUACUACCCCAUGGCCCCGUAUGGUGGCGGCUAUCCUCAGGGACAGUAUGGGGGCCCCCCAGGAGCCUACUCAGGACCCACCAUACCAAAUGGACAGCCUCCAUCCAUGCCCUUGAUGGACGACCAGUCAUCAAACUACCCCCCCCAGCCCCAAGCCCCUCCUCCCACUGCCCCACAACCUCCCCCCCGGAGCCCAACCAGCUCUGAGCAGCCCCCUCCCCCUCCUCCCCCCUCCUUACCCCCGUCUCCAAACUCCCAGUACCCCACUCCCCCUUCACAGAACCCUUACAACGGCAACAGCCCCAUGCCCUACCCGCCAGGCGACCAGAUGCGCGGCUACAAGCCCAACCCUGGUCAAGGCAGGCCAGGCUACGGGCAGAAUUACCAGGCUCAGAGUUCCUACCAGGCCUCCCAGAGUAACGUGCAGCAGCAGGGCCAGUAUGGACCAGGCGUCGGGAGAGGAGAAGCCAAGAAUAAUAAUAAUCAGAACCAAAAACAAGGAGGACAGCAGCAGUGGCACCGCAUGAAGCAAUCACCUGGAGCAGGAACCAUGAAGUUCAACAUUCCAAAGAGGCCCUACGUCAUGACCAAUCCCAGCUUCCCUCCCGGGGAGCAGCCCACCGGAUUGGCUGCCACAUCUGCCUCACCUGGUGCUGCCGCCGCUGCACCCGGGGGGGCUCAGACACGGCCCCAGGACUGGCCCCAGGCCAUGAAGGAGUACGUUCAGCGCUGCUUCACUGCCUGUGAGACGGAGGACGACAAGGACCGCACAGAGAAGAUGCUGAAGGAGGUGCUGCAGGACCGUCUGCUGGACGGCUCGGCCUACACCAUCGACUGGACGCACGAGCCACUGCCCGAACUGAAGGCCAAACAGUCUCGGUGGGAGGCGGUGCCGGUCCAGAGGACCCUGGAGAGCGCCGUGAGCCGGGGGGGGGGUGCCCGGGGGGGCGCCGGGGCGGCCUCCCGAGGCCGUGGAGCAGGAACCAGGCUGGGCCACUACAGAAACGUCUUCUCUCAGAGGAGCCCCUCCUCGCGCUCGUCCUCCCGCUCCUCCUCGCGCUCGCCCUCCCCCUCCCACAGCCGACACCGCGACCGCAGCGGCCAGAGACACCGACGCAGUGACUCUGGCUCUCAGUCAGACAGCAGCAUGUCCUGUGACCUUCGACCCCAGCUGUCUCGUCGGCAGCAGAAAGCCGGGCGUGGCCGCGGUGGAGACCGAGACCGCGGCCGGGGUGGCGGAGAGAGGGGGCGAGGACGAGGAGGCCGAGGCAACAGGGGACGAAGGAACAUGGAGGAGUCCAACUCCGGCCCGGGAAAGAAGAGGAAGGGAGGUAACGCAGGCCUGGACUUCCACGACCCCAACCGAGAGGCUAAGAAGCAGAGCCGGGCGGCUCGCUUCCACAAGCAGCUGCGCUCCGAGCCCCUGGUCCUCUCCAUCAACUCCCUGGAGCUCCCCAACGGCACCCAGGAGGCCCUCAGCUGGGAGGACUGCCCCAUCGUGGGCACCUGCCAGGAGAUCACCAAGAACUACCUGAGGCUCACCUGCGCCCCGGACCCCUCCACAGUGCGCCCCGUGUCUGUUCUCAGGAAGUCCCUGCCGGUGGUGAAGGCCCACUGGAAGAACCACCAGGACUACCCCUACGCUUGUGAACAGAUGAAGUCCAUACGACAGGACCUGACGGUUCAAGGAGUUCGUACGGAGUUCACGGUGGAGGUGUACGAGUGUCACGCGCGCAUUGCCCUCGAGAAGGGUGACCAUGAGGAGUUCAACCAGUGCCAGACCCAGCUGAAGGCCUUGUAUAAGGAUAACCCGUCAGACAACAUCGGAGAGUUCACCGCUUACAGACUGCUCUACUACAUCUUCACCAAGAACUCCGGAGACCUGACCACUGAGCUGGUGUACCUGACCCCGGCGCUGCGGGAGGACAGCUGUGUCUCCCACGCCCUGGCCCUCCGCGCCGCCUGGGCGCUGGGCAACUACCACCGCUUCUUCCUGUUGUACCGGCGAGCGCCGCGCAUGGCCUCCUACCUCAUCGACAAGUUUGUCGAGAGGGAACGAAAGAUCGCGCUUAAGGCCAUGCUCAAAACAUUUAGACCCGACCUGCCGGUGGAGUAUGUGCAGUCUAGUCUGGGCUUCCUGUGUUUAGACUCGUGCUUGGCCUUUCUGACAGGGUUGGGAGUCAGCACCUUCCCCUCUGACCCCAGCAAGAUCGACUGCAAAGCCAGUUCCGCCUGCCUGGCUGCCUCCUGAGGGGGGAGGGAUGGGCUGGGUGGGGAGGGAGGGAGGGAACCCGGGAGGGGGGGGUGGGGGGAUGAGCACAGUAAAGGGAAACCCUUAGUACUCACGUCACCUCUGACCUCCCAGGCAGUUUAGACAGAGACCAGCGGUUAGGUUAAGUCGUACCCUCGAGAGCAACAGGCAAACUGCAGCCACAAGCGCAUCACACUGACAGAUCUGGACUGUAUUAGAGGCGUGAGGGAGAUCAGCACUGACGAGUAGCUUAGCCACGCACACACAGCUCAAGAUAUUGAAUCAAGCCGCUAAGACUCACUUUCAUGAAUGAACAGGAUAGAUUGACAUGGUUAGCGACUCCCUUCUGUAGUGAAAGCAGAUCAGGAAAGACAGCCCUCGCUCUCCCAGCUGUACCCAGCUGCCCUCGCUCCUUUGAAGCUAACAGUGUUCUGUUAUGUUUUUUCCUUCCCACAAGUCAACAGCUCCACAGUCUGAAGACAAGUCUUGCCAGUCAAGAGAGAAACGAGAAGACCGAGAGCUGAAACUGCUGUGGCGUCGUCACUGAAGCCAUGCCAAGCCAGAGGGGCUACUGGCCAAGCCAGAGGGGCUACUGGCCGGCCAAGCCAGAGGGGCUACUGGCCGGCCAAGCCAGAGGGGCUACUGGCCGGCCAAGCCAGAGGGGCUACUGGCCGGCCAAGCCAGAGGGGCUACUGGCCGGCCAAGCCAGAGGGGCUACUGGCCAAUUCCUUCAGAGACUUUGCUUUGCCUUCUGCUCAGAGGAAAAACCCCAGUGAUCCGGUGUCAGAUCCUAGAGAAGACGAGAUGGUGGUUUGUAUGUCCAGUCCAGUCCUGCUCCCCCACCCCCCCCGCUCCCCCCUUUCCUAAAUUGUCUCUGAUUGGCUGUCAGGUGUGGUUCCCCUGCCUCUACUUCUCCGGCCUCCCAGCCUCCACCUGGAGAGUUACUGACUGAGAAAUCUGGAGGUUCUGGUUUUGGCUCCUUUACCGGUUAGCCCAGUUGCCAUGACAGCCACAGUCUUGCAUUCCGACCCUCUAAAAUUAUCUUCCAUCGUCUGGUGCAGCCCGGCUUGCCACCGCCCGUUACUCCACCGCUGAUCCACAGUAGAUCCCCCAAGAUUGGCAUCUCACCCGCCGCUAGGCAUUGACUUUGUAAGUUUGAUGGCGCGUGGAGCUUUAGUCUUUACUGAGACGCCACCCCCACACACAACCCCCCCCCCCUACAUUCUUCUAGUCUGGGGCCCCCUGGGGCCCCCUCUCUAAGCCGUGGCUGCAGUACGGUCUGCCUCCAUCAUCCCUGCAUCUCCGCUCCGACGCAGCGCUCCGUAUCCAGAAGCCCCCCCCCAAGCGUCCUUCCCAAGGAAGAGGCUCCUGGGGGCCCUCAGGCCCUGCUCACUGGGAGGAUGGUCCCACUCUGCAGGACGAAGGCCUCCAGAGAUGUGAAAUGGCAGACCCUCCACCUCCUCAACAGCAGGGUCACCGGAUCCGAAAGAUGUGGGCGUUGUGACCGCCGCUGGAACCCGCUGUCCCUCCAGCGGUCAGGCUGGAGCGAAGGGUUUGUAUGCUGUGCCACGCGCACUCUGGUCACCCAGGCUGAGUAUGUAUGGCUGGUAAGAGAAAGGGACUGGAAGGUGGACGACAAGACCAGCAGCAGAUAUCAGGCUCAAGUCUCCCUGGCAUCAUCACUUUGGUUUAAAGUAUGACGUAAAAAGUUAUGUAGGGUAAUAGGUGGGUUCAGUCCAGAAAGAGAUCAAUCUAACCUGUAGAAUUUGAGCUUUAGUAUUUCAACCCUACGUACAGUAAUUGGAACACAUUUCCUGGCUCCAUAUUUGAUCAGUCAUUCUGAUAGUCUUCGAUUUUAAUAUGUACCUGUGUAUAGGUUUGUAACAAAUAUUGAAAUGAAGCUAGAAUGAUGUCAUGCCAGCAAUUUUAACAUCCAUUGUGCGCCAUAGAAUAAUUUUCAAAGGCAUUUUAAGUAAACUACUAAAUUCUUCAUUCAUGACCAUUUUGCAGAAAUUGAUUUUCAAUAAAAGGAAGAGACGUAGAGUAGUGUUAUUUGGCGUGUUCUAAAUGUUCUAAAUGUCUACCUUGAUUUUUGAGAGGGUCAGGUUGAUGAAUUGUAAUUUGAUGUACCUAUCAAGAGCUUUUGGGUUGUGGAGUAGCUGUUCUGUACUACAUAAACCAGUGGAGCAUGAGCCUUGAUCCUCAGAUGGCAGCAGCUGUACGUCGUCUUAGCUUCUCAGUUUCAGGCGUACUCUACUCCUCUGGCAGUAUUACCCCCAGAGCGGCUUUUAAAAAGGGUGUAUGGCAAGUUGAACGGAAUAGAAUGUUCUGUAUAAAAAAAGUGAUCCCAGUCUUUAGAAUGUGUAUAUAAUGUACAUAUUGGUGUGCUUUCAGUUGGUAAUGUUGUUUUGUUGGCAGUUCAGAUUUCUUUUUUUCAUUUUCUGUUCACAUCAGGGUAAGUGAUUUUCAUAGAUGCAGAGAGUGUAGGACCAGGUCUUUUCUUACAUAUGGGUAAUAUGCAAUUAAUUAAAACAUUUGAUGUGAUUGUAAAUGAAUACUUAUAGUAAGUAUACCUUAUUGGCAAAAUUUCUACCUACCCCCUCAAACGUUUUAUUAUAAAAUGGAGAGAAUUGAUAAUUGUGCUUUCUAGUGUAAACCAAAACGUGUUUUUGUUCAUGUGGAAAUGCAUGCAAUUACUGUGGGCAUUGAGGUCUUUACAGUAAAUCAAUAUAUUUUUCCUUUUUGCAGGAUUGAAACAUUUACAGUUUCCAAAUCUUUUUCUUGACAAAUAUUACCUAAACAAUCAGUUGUUUCUGUCCAUAUGUUUUUUUUAAUAUAUUUACAACUUGAGUGUUGAAUUACGGUUUGGGUUGUCUUUUAUGCAUGAUUCUUGUCUUCAUUAAGCUAAAUCGUUAACAUUAAAAACGCACAGACCUACUGGCAAGCAAAAGAUUUGGUUUAACGCCGCAUUCACACCAGCCAAGAACUGCCAGUGUAGAGUUGAAUAUUUGCCAUAUUCUACUGUGUAUCAUCCUGAGCUUAUGUGCCUCUUGCUCUACUAGCUUAACUAAAAAGUUGUACAUUUAACUAGUUGACAAGCUUUUCAAAAUUAUUUUCCAAACAGUGGUGUUUUUUGGCUGGGGAGGGCCUGUGUUUUCAUGUGUUAAUCGAAGCAUUACCGCCAGUUUCAGCACCACCAGGAUUGUUUUAAGUCAAUCACAUGUAAACUGAAGAAUUUCAUCCAUCCUUCAUGACUUGCAGCUGUUUGUCAAAAAACUUGCUUGAUGCCGGUUGCUUAUUCAACAUUCAGUUGAUUUCAGAAGUUCAACUUUCGAUGUCUCAACAUG
Molecule: messenger RNA, 6200 nt
Organism: Osmerus eperlanus (European smelt)
Lineage: Eukaryota; Metazoa; Chordata; Actinopteri; Osmeriformes; Osmeridae
Gene: leng8
Product: leukocyte receptor cluster (LRC) member 8
Exons: 15
Coding region: 292-2853 (853 amino acids)
Cellular component (GO): nucleus
Source: RefSeq, a predicted model, not a curated record